UCGAUUACCCCCGAAAUCUCACUUGUAAUACCGCGUCCCUUACCUGCGGCCAGUGACCGUGCUACGCCACCUACGCCGUUUUCUCCGAUGAUCACCGGCGUUCAAGUCGCCGCCUUUUCAGAUUCCGAGAACGGUAGCAGCGUAUCCUUGCCGGAGACCAUUGAUCCCUGUCCGCCGGACGUCGAAGCCCUUCGCCGCCUGUCCGACAACCUCGGCUCUCUUUUCCAAUCUCCCGAGUUCGGUUUCUGCGCCGACGCCAUCAUUUCCGUUGGUCAAGCCGAGUUCGGCGUCCACCGCUGCGUGCUUUCGGCUCGCAGCCCCUUAUUCCGCGAUUUCUUCGCCAGGAAGGGGAGGACGAAGGUUGAGCUGAAGGAGUUGGUGGGAGAUUUUGAGGUGGGGGCCGAAUCGUUUGCGCUGGUUCUUGAAUAUCUGUACAGUGGGAGAGUGGGUGCGUUGCCAAAGGGCGUGUGUAUGUGUGCAGAUGAGGAAUGCUCUCAUGUCGGAUGCCGGCCGCUAAUCGAUUUCAUGGUUGAGGUGCUUUACGUGUCUUUCACGUUUCAGAUAUCUGAGCUCGUUAAUCUCUUCAAGGUAAGUUCAAUUCUUUUGUUUAGGUGUUUCAAAUUGGUUUUUUGCCCUGAGUUGACAAGGUUCGCGGAUUGGAAGAGAUUAAACAGAACCUUGUUAGUUUCUGGGGCUACAGAUAUGAAUCCCGUCUCUAUUUUCUUGGUGGGUGGACAGACUCCUGAGGCCUUUACAACCUGCCCCUCAUGUAAAAUCCCACUGGAACUCCUCCCCUCCAUCGGUCUCGUGCUCUCCUACUACACCAGCACCCACACAAUCUUCUCCAAUCGGAAGUCUCCCAUCCAGAGCAUCCCAAAACCAGCUGCAACUCUUCCUCUCGCCUUUAACCUUCGGUGGUCUACCUAUGCACGCUUUUCAAUGGCUGGGGAUGACUUACGUGGGAGAUUGUUGUACCUUGAAAAUAGAGUUGCAUUUGCAAGGAUGUUGUUUCCAAUGGAGGCAAGAGUCGCUAUGGAUAUUGCCCAAGUUGAUGGCACCUUGGAGUUUUCACUAGGCACUUCUGCAAGCCAUCGAUCCACAGUAGACUUGAAUGAAACACCUUUCAAGAUUAAGGAAGAGCAUCUAAUUCGAAUUAAAGCACUUUCCAGAACAGUUGAACUUGGGAAACGCUUCUUUCCCCGAUGCUCGGAGGUUCUGAACCAAAUUAUGGAUGAUGAUGUUACUGACCUGACUUCUUCUGGGAAUAAUUCCACCGAAUAUGGAAGGAAGAGGUACAUGGAACUCCAGGAUAUUUUAACCAAAGCUUUUACUGAGGAUAAGGAAGAGUUUGAUAGGUCUUCUUUGUCUUCGUCGUCGUCAUCCACAUCAGUAGUAAUUCAGGCAAGGAAUUUUGUUUAGAUUUGUGCUGUUUUUGAACCAGAUUCUAUCUUUUGCAGCCAUUUUAGCUUUUGCAGCCAUUUUUGCUUUUGCAUGUAAAUACUUUCUGCUGAAUGUUUUAGCAGUAAAGGCUUUUAAUCAAAUUUUGUUUAUGUAAAUAUAGUCUUGAUCAAUAAAUAUAUGUGCAUUUUUCUA
Messenger RNA from Dendrobium catenatum, 1593 nucleotides. RefSeq names its product BTB/POZ domain and ankyrin repeat-containing protein NPR1-like. Gene Ontology annotation, biological process: defense response to fungus; regulation of salicylic acid mediated signaling pathway; systemic acquired resistance, salicylic acid mediated signaling pathway. Gene Ontology annotation, cellular component: cytoplasm; nucleus. The transcript is spliced from 6 exons. Bases 88 to 1419 code for a protein of 443 amino acids. NCBI's taxonomy places the organism in Eukaryota, Viridiplantae, Streptophyta, Magnoliopsida, Asparagales, Orchidaceae. The record is from RefSeq and is a predicted model, not a curated record. Gene Ontology annotation, molecular function: protein binding.